Molecule: messenger RNA, 1059 nt
Organism: Brassica rapa (field mustard)
Lineage: Eukaryota; Viridiplantae; Streptophyta; Magnoliopsida; Brassicales; Brassicaceae
Source: RefSeq, a predicted model, not a curated record
UAUUUUUUUCUAAAUUUUCUAAAUAUGUUAGAGAAAACUCAUAUUAACGGUCACAUUUUAUUUAACGUUAAACUGCAUUAAUUAAUUUCUUAUGUUCACUUGAAAAUACGUUUAUGUUUGUGUUUGAGUGUUUAAUCUCUUAUAAAUAUGAGACAAAAUUUCAUUCUAAAAUACCAGAUACAAACAUUUUAAUAUAUUAUAUUAAUAACAUUUGCCACUUAUUUCGAAAACAUUGGCACAAUGGCUCACACUUCUUCCCGAACUACUAUCGUAUUCAUUGUUGUUGCUUUGAUUUGUGCGUUCGUUCCUGCAUUCUCUGUUGAAGAAGCUGAAGCAAAAUCACUAUGGGAUACCUGUCUUCUUAAAAUCAGUCCAAAAUGUGCGUUGGAUAUAAUUGGUGUUGUCUUUGAAAAUUUAACCAUCACUGAUGCAUGUUGUCAUGAUCUUGUACAAGAAGGAAAAAUGUGUCACGAUACUCUUAUCAAAUAUAUUGCUGAGAAGCCGCAUUUAGUUGCCCACGAAACAGAGUAUUUGAAGAAAAGUGAUGAUUUGUGGACUCAUUGUGUCUCAGUUUCGCAAACUGCUUAAAAAUAGGUUAUGCUUGUAUUGAUCUACAAAAUUUUUAUUUAACUAUCGUUAAAUUUUAUUUGAUCAAAAAUCGUGGAUCAAACAGUAUGCAAUAUAAAGCGACCAUCAAGUGAAUCUCAUUCUAAAUGAAUAAAUACAUAUAUUAACUGAAUUGAAAAACAAUGUGCUAACCAUACAAGAUUGUUAAACUAAUAACAAGACAUAUAUGAAUAAUUUCAAACAAUAUUGCUUAAUUACUUUGACUUAACUUAUCUUUAAUUUUAAAAAUUAAUUUUCCUCUACGAUUUCAAUCAUUAUUUUUACAUACACUGAAAAUUAUCUUGGAUAAUUUAAAACAAGAAGCUAAGAAAAUAUCUAAUGUUUCACCUUCGAAACCUUUGAGUUUAGUAGUACAUGCUAAUAUAAUGGCUUGGGAAAAAAAACUAUUUUGAAUACUCAUGUAGUCGACGAUUUUGUAAAUACGAUCAUUUA